Molecule: messenger RNA, 2457 nt
Organism: Polyodon spathula (Mississippi paddlefish)
Lineage: Eukaryota; Metazoa; Chordata; Actinopteri; Acipenseriformes; Polyodontidae
Product: zinc finger protein 501-like
Exons: 3
Coding region: 108-1589 (493 amino acids)
Source: RefSeq, a predicted model, not a curated record
UUUGGAAUUGUUAUUAAUAGUAUUAUUUAUUUAAAUGGUGUUGCACACCAGUUUGCUAGGCGUGGACGAUAAAUAAACAGCCACUAAAUAGAAUCCGGUGUGAUGCCAUGGACAGUGUGAAGAUGGAAUCUGUCCAAAUUAAAGAGGAGUUCCCUGAACAUGAACUUGUUCCCUUUAGUGUGGAGUUCUCUGGGCUGGCUUCCCUCUCCAUUAAACAGGAGCUAUGUGAAAUGGAAUGUGACAGCAGUCAGCCAGAGGUCUGUGUGAUUAAAGUUGAGCACAGUGAAUUGGAGAUCCCCCAGACAGAAGAACUGCUUCCUGUUAAACAAGAAAAUGUGCUGGAAAUUAAACGGGAGCACCUGAAAGUAGAGUUUGACUACAUGGAACCAGGGAAGAAAGAAUCUGAGGACUUCAAACCAAACAUCCCUGAGCUGGAACCUGUACGUCUGCAAGAGUGUAGUGUUGUGCUGGAGAGAAUCUGCAUGAGAGAGCAAGGUGUUGGAGAGAAAGGCUCUCUCAACAGCAUACAAGAUGGAAUGGAAGACAGGGAGUCAUAUUCAGAAUGCAGUCUAGCAGGUUCUAGCCCAGCAGCUAAAGCGAGGGCAGGUGGUGGAGAAUAUUCUGACUGUUGGAAAUGUUUCACCCAGUUAGGGCAUUUUAUAAGACGCCAGCGAAUCCACACAGGAGAGAAACCAUAUUGCUGCUCUGACUGUGGGAAGCAUUUCAGUCACUCGGGAAUCCUGAAAGCACACAAGCGGAUUCACACAGGAGAGAAACCGUAUCCCUGCUCUGACUGUGGGAAGAGUUUCAGACAGUCAGGAGACUUGAAAACACACCAGCGAAUUCACACAGGAGAGAAACCAUAUCGCUGCUCUGACUGUGGGAAGCAUUUCAGUCACUCGGGAAUCCUGAAAGCACACAAACGAAUUCACACAGGAGAGAAGCCGUAUCCCUGCUCUGACUGUGGAAAGAGUUUCAGUCAGUCUGAACACCUGAAAAAACACCAGCGAAUUCACACAGGGGAGAAACCGUAUUGUUGCUCUGAAUGUGGGAAGAGUUUCAAAGAUUCAGGAGACCUGAAAAAACACCAGCGUAUUCACACAGGAAAGAAACCGUAUUGCUGCUCUGAAUGUGGGAAGAGUUUUAGUGACUCAGGAACGCUGAAAAAACACCAGCUAAUUCACAGAGGAGAAAAAACAUAUUGUUGCUCUGACUGCGGGAAGCAUUUCAGACAGUCACAACACCUGAAAACACACCAGCGAAUUCACACAGGAGAGAAACCGUAUCUCUGCUCUGAUUGUGGGAAGAGUUUCAGAGAUUCAGGAGACCUGAAAAAACACCAGCGAAUUCACACAGGAGAGAAACCAUAUUACUGCUCUGACUGUGGGAAGAGUUUCAGUCAGUCACACAGCCUUGUUUCACACCAACUAAUUCACACAGGAGAGAAACCAUAUCUUUGCUCUGAGUGUGGGAAAUGUUUCAGAGAUUCAGGAAACCUGAAAAAACACCAGCGAAUUCACAGAACAGAAACCUUAAAGACCAUGUUCAAUGGGACUUUUCACUCGUUCAGGGAGGAAAAAAAACAUUAACUGUGCAUUGAGUCCCUGUGUAAUAGUAAUCUUUUUAUAUUACUUAACAGCAGGUAUUUUAAAUGGUAAAGAUGCAAUUGAGAUAGUGGGCAGUGACGCAGACACGUGUCUAGUUUAACUCAGGCUGCAAUGCAGUCAGUGCCUAGAAGCAGGAAUAUGCAGAAAGGAAACUGUUCUGCAACUUAUCUGAUAUGAGUCAGUAGAACUGAUAACUCAUGGAUUUAAAUUUAAAAUUUGAUUAAUUUGAAAAUAAAUGAAUGGAUCGGAACAAGUAUCCCGACUCCGGUAUAUAGCAUCCAGAGACAAGGCUGCACCAUCCUUAAAGGGGCAAUUACCUUGAUCUGUCUUGUAAAUUCAUCACUUUUCUAAAAAAAAUGAAAAAUUAAAGUGUCCCAUGGCUGUAUUAUGACAUGAAUCACUGAAUAUUAUUAAUAUUACUAAUAUUUUAUUUUAAUCUGCUUUUAAAAUUGCCCCAAAUCAUACAAGUGUGGCAAGCAUGUGUAUGGAUCUUAGGUAUAAAAAGGCAAUUAAACGCGUGGAAGGGAUUUAUGUACUUUUAGCGUCUAUAGAUAUAUACCAGUGCUACACUGGUAUCUUGUUAAAUUGUGUAAUGAGGACGUUUGUGUAGUCAGAGUUCUCGUGCGACUUGACUGUACAGUUAAUCCUUAAAAGUGUGCUGAUUUAACGAUUGAUUAAUAGAGCUGCAACAAAGGGUACAUUUUGACACUUGAAAGUUCAGAAUACAUUACCGAAGGAAGGUUCGAACCUUCGAUGGUACCAAUAUGCGUAAUUUACUGAUGACAUCACCAUAGCUACUUGUUCAUAUUUGAUUGAAAAUCCUGUUUACAGGUGAUCCAUAUAAAUGGAA